Panthera uncia (snow leopard) is the source of this 1933-nucleotide messenger RNA. RefSeq names its product casein kinase 1 gamma 2 (gene CSNK1G2). Gene Ontology annotation, cellular component: cytoplasm; plasma membrane; nucleus. Gene Ontology annotation, biological process: positive regulation of canonical Wnt signaling pathway; signal transduction; peptidyl-serine phosphorylation. NCBI's taxonomy places the organism in Eukaryota, Metazoa, Chordata, Mammalia, Carnivora, Felidae. The record is from RefSeq and is a predicted model, not a curated record. The transcript is spliced from 12 exons. Gene Ontology annotation, molecular function: protein serine/threonine kinase activity; ATP binding. The coding region runs from base 370 to 1614 and encodes 414 amino acids.
AGCCGGAGCCGCGGCACGAGCGGGGCCCGGAGCGGGGGCCCGCGCCGCGCUGCUGAGGGAGCCCGGGCCGCCUGCUGCCCGGCCGGCCACGGCCACGGCCACGGCGGAGGCCCCGAGCUGGGAGCCACGAGAUUUGAGGCGGCGGGACCGGUCAACAGAAUGCGUCCUCCCUCUGCACGCGACCCCGAGGCCACCGAGAUGAGCGCCACGGCCGGGCCCUGGCAAGCGCCCACGUCUCACUAGCAGGGAGCCCGCCGGGCCACCAUGGUGUACUAGCCCCGAAGAGCCGCCCGCAACCUCAGGUCUGCACAGACCCGGGAUUUGCUCGGCAGCAGAGUCACCGUGGAGAGGCCAGGGUACCACAAACUUAUGGAUUUUGACAAGAAAGGAGGGAAAGGGGAGUCGGAGGAGGGUCGGAGAAUGUCCAAGGCCAGCGGCCGGACCAGCCAUGGCGUCCGGAGCUCGGGGACCAGCUCGGGGGUCCUGAUGGUGGGCCCCAACUUCCGGGUCGGGAAGAAGAUAGGCUGUGGCAACUUCGGGGAGCUCCGGCUAGGGAAGAAUCUCUAUACAAAUGAAUACGUAGCUAUUAAACUGGAGCCCAUCAAGUCCCGGGCCCCUCAGCUGCACCUGGAGUACCGCUUCUACAAGCAGCUCAGCGCCACAGAGGGCGUCCCUCAGGUCUACUACUUCGGCCCGUGUGGGAAGUACAAUGCCAUGGUGCUGGAGCUGCUCGGGCCUAGCCUGGAGGACCUGUUUGACCUGUGUGAUCGCACGUUCACACUCAAGACGGUGCUCAUGAUCGCCAUCCAGCUGAUCACGCGCAUGGAGUACGUCCACACCAAGAGCCUCAUCUACCGCGACGUGAAGCCCGAGAACUUCCUGGUGGGGCGCCCGGGCACCAAGCGGCAGCACGCCAUCCACAUCAUCGACUUCGGCCUGGCCAAGGAGUACAUCGACCCCGAGACCAAGAAGCACAUCCCGUACCGCGAGCACAAGAGCCUGACGGGCACGGCGCGCUACAUGAGCAUCAACACGCACCUGGGCAAGGAGCAGAGCCGCCGCGACGACCUGGAGGCGCUGGGCCACAUGUUCAUGUACUUCCUGCGCGGCAGCCUGCCCUGGCAGGGGCUCAAGGCCGACACGCUCAAGGAGCGCUACCAGAAGAUCGGGGACACCAAGCGGGCCACGCCCAUCGAGGUGCUCUGCGAGAGCUUCCCAGAGGAGAUGGCCACAUACCUGCGCUACGUGCGGCGCCUAGACUUCUUCGAGAAGCCUGACUACGACUAUCUGCGCAAGCUCUUCACCGAUCUCUUCGACCGCAGCGGCUUCGUGUUCGACUACGAGUACGACUGGGCGGGGAAACCCCUGCCGACCCCCAUCGGCACGGUCCACACCGACCUGCCCUCGCAGCCUCAGCCUCGGGACAAAGCCCAGCUGUACAGCAAAAACCAGGCGCUGAACUCCACCAACGGGGAGCUGAAUACGGACGACCCCACUGCCGGUCACUCCAACGCCCCCAUCACGGCGCCCGCAGAGGUGGAGGUGACUGAUGACACCAAGUGCUGCUGCUUUUUCAAGAGGAGAAAGAGAAAAUCGGCACAGCGACACAAGUGACCCGGGGCAGUGGUGCCCUGAAUCCUCCCGCCGCAGCCCCUGGGACCAGCUCGUCCGUGGCUGUGUGGCCCACGGCCCAGACGCAGACUGCAGGGCCGGCUGCAGCUGCCCGCCCCCCUCCCCCCCCACGUGGGGUCACCUUCACACGAGACUUUGGCCGAAAUUUCUACACCUGUGUCUAGUCCUCCCCUCCGAGAGCAUUAACUAUUUGAAACAAGGAAACGAAACACAGCGGCCGCCCGCCCUGCGCCCCUCCCGCCGCCGAAGUGAGUAGUCGGCCGCCCUGUUGGUUUCAUAAAGUCCAGCUUGUCUCCCUCGA